UUUCUUUUUAACCUUCAUGAUCUAUCUAUCCAUCGAUAUUUUUUAUUAUUAUUUUUUUUCCUGCUAUUAAUCUCCGUGCAUCAAUAAAACAUCCCCCCGUAUCCACAUUCAUUCAGACGUGUCUUUUACAAGGACAAACUAGCUAGCUAGCUAGCUAGAACAACCAAAGUGAACCUUAUUCACAGUUUUAACCCACAAACAAAGUUAAACUAGUGGAGCCCCAUUUCUCUUUUCAUUUUGCAGUAGUCCUAUAAUAUAUACAUAUAGACAGAGAUACACACAUAAUCUCAAUAUAUAUAUAGUGAGAGAAACUGAGAAAAAUAUCUAGCUAGUAUCUAACAUAUAUAUUUAUAUACAUAUACACAUAAAAAAGAAAAAAAUAAUAAUAUGCAGCAGCACCUGAUGCAGAUGCAGCCCAUGAUGGCAGCCUAUUAUCCCACAAACAACGUCACUACUGAUCAUAUUCAACAGUUUCUGGAUGAAAACAAAUCUCUGAUUCUCAAGAUUGUUGAGAGCCAAAACUCAGGGAAAAUGGCUGAAUGUGCUGAGCAUCAAGCCAAGCUUCAGAGGAACCUUAUGUACCUUGCUGCCAUUGCUGAUUCCCAACCUCAAGCACCUGCUCUUCAUUCUCAGUAUCUUCAGGGUGGAAUCAUGCAGCAACAAGGAGGACACUACUUGCAGCAGCAGCAACAACAACAACAAGCCCAACAAAUGUCUCCACAAGCUCUCAUGGCUGCACGUUCGUCGAUGAUGUACAACCAACAACAGUACUCAUCACUACAGCAGCAGCAAGCGAUGCAUAGCCAGCUAGGAAUGAACUCUGGUGGUGGACUUCACAUGCUACAUAGUGACAACAAUAACAACUCCUCUGCAAGCGGAACCCACCUAGGUACGGGCUUCCCUGACUUUGGUCGUAAGCAAGAUAUCGGUGGUUCUGGUUCCAAUGAGGGACGCGGAAGUGGUGGCUCGGGUAGUGGAGAUGGUGGCGAGACGCUUUACCUGAAAUCUCCGGAUAAAGGUAACUGAUAGUCUUGAUGCUGUUUGUGUUAAGCAAUGGUUUGCUUAGUUGCUUGUUAUAAACCUUAUGGUUAGCUUGUAGUUUUAGACGUCGUCUAUGGUAGUAGAUUAUGCGUUACUUUAUAUUUGAAUAUUUGGUUUUGGGUUGGAUCUUAAUGUUCUUUAUGUUGUGAGAAGACGGAUUAUGUCAUA
Messenger RNA from Erigeron canadensis, 1209 nucleotides. RefSeq names its product GRF1-interacting factor 1-like. Lineage: Eukaryota; Viridiplantae; Streptophyta; Magnoliopsida; Asterales; Asteraceae. Gene Ontology annotation, molecular function: transcription coactivator activity. The transcript has 4 exons. Gene Ontology annotation, cellular component: nucleus. The record is from RefSeq and is a predicted model, not a curated record. The coding region runs from base 388 to 1026 and encodes 212 amino acids. Gene Ontology annotation, biological process: positive regulation of transcription by RNA polymerase II; cell population proliferation; leaf development.